CUGGCCCGCGAACAGGCGUUGGUUAUCUCCCGACAGGUUAUCCGCAACUCGGCCAAUGCCAUCCGCGCGGUGCAUCGCAACGACUUUUCCGAGGCCUCGCGUCUGAUUUUGGAAGCAUCCGGACUGUUGACGGAAACCGACAGGAUUCGCACAGACAAUCCCGAGAUUUACUACGCCGGUUUCCUAUCUGACGCCCGCAAGGAAUUCACGGAAGCUAACAUAACGCUAGCGGUUAUUUCGGGCGGCGAUAUCCCCGAUUCCGAAAAGCUGGGAGUCGAUCCGCCGGCGUAUCUCAACGGCAUGGCAGAAGUGAUCGGAGAACUCCGGCGUUACAUCCUGGACUCCCUGCGCAGCGACGACAUUGGCCGUUGUGAAGAGUUCAUGGAACUGAUGGAUGAGAUUUACGGGAUUCUGGUAACCGUCGACUUUCCCCGAGGCCGUAACCGGCGGAUUGCGCCGCAGCACCGAUGCCAUGCGGGGAGUGCUGGAACGAACCCGCGGCGACCUGACCAUCUCUUGCAGCAGCGUCGCCUGGAGCAACGUCUCGCCGAGCGCGAGCGAUAG
This is a messenger RNA of Geodia barretti, 564 nucleotides long. The record is from the annotation of a GenBank genome assembly. NCBI's taxonomy places the organism in Eukaryota, Metazoa, Porifera, Demospongiae, Tetractinellida, Geodiidae.